GGCGCUAGAGCCGGGUGGGCAAGAGACGCCGAUCGAGGGAUGCGCGCGAGGGUUGGCCGCAAAUUUUUCGCGUAGACCGCCUGUUGCAUUGCGCACACCGCAGGCCGAGGGGACAGAGGGAGUUCAUGCAGACGGACGGGUUUGUCGCAGGUUUUGCAGGGCUUGCAGUGAGAGUUCUGGGUAGCUGGGCACCUGAUGGCGCGCGCGACGGUGCAACGGGUGUCUCUCUCUUGGAAGGAAGCUACUAUCGGCGCUUGGCGCCGUCGCUCCUCCCCAAACGCCCGUGCCCACUGAUCCACCUCGAGCAAGAAGUCGCGACCCACCCUCGUGCUCCUUCCCUGCUCGGACCACCAGGCCACGAUGGUCGAGCGUCGUCUCGCCCGCCUAUUUAGGAUCAAGCUGCGGCCCUUUCUCUGCCGCCCACAUUCUUCGCACCGUCCCCUUUCUUAUAUUGUCUUUCGGCUGCGUUCGGAUU
This is a messenger RNA of Aplosporella prunicola CBS 121167, 475 nucleotides long. RefSeq lists its product as uncharacterized. The transcript has a single exon. The record is from RefSeq and is a predicted model, not a curated record. NCBI's taxonomy places the organism in Eukaryota, Fungi, Ascomycota, Dothideomycetes, Botryosphaeriales, Aplosporellaceae. Bases 126 to 392 code for a protein of 88 amino acids.